AUGGCCGACCACGCAACACGGAAAACGACCACCGACAGGCUCGAGGACGCUAUCACCCGUCUCUCCAAUAGCCAAACCACACUUCUGGAUAAACAUGCUGAUCUCGUUGACAAAUACUCAGAACUUUCCGGCAAAGUGGAUACGAUCCUUGAUCAUCUCCAUUUGCGAUCUCCGGCGCGGGAGCAUCCUGGGUCCUCUUCCCAUUUCCACCAACGUAACUCUGUCAAGUUGGACAUUCCAAGAUUUGAUGGCCGCGACCCCAUGGGGUGGAUUUUCAAGAUUUCACAGCUAUUCGAAUACCAGAACACGCCAGAAGAAGAAAGGAUCACCGUGGCCUCCUUCUACCUGGAUGGGGCUGCAUUAAGCUGGUACCAAUGGAUGUUUAGGAACGGGUUUAUUACUUCAUGGUCAGGCUUCCUACAAGCUCUCGAGUCCAGGUUGGCGCCUUCGUAUUAUGAUGACCCUAAGGGGGCUCUCUUCAAACUGACGCAACGUGGCACCGUUAAUGAGUACCUAACGGAGUUCGAACGGUUAGCUAACAGUGUUAUUGGUUUACCACCACCUUUCCUGUUAAGCUAUUUUGUUUUAGGUUUAGCACAAGAUAUACGUCGAGAAGUGCUAGCUCUUCAACCCAUUUCCCUUCCACAAGCCAUGGCUCUUGCCAAAUUACAGGAAGACAAACUCCGAGAUCGCCGGCAAGCGCCACCACGAAGUCACAAUACUCCAUCUCCAUCAUAUGUCCCUACCAGCCGGAAAGCACAGUCCACAUAUGUUCAGAGAACACCAGAUGAGAUGGCCCUUCGUCGGGAAAAGGGUCUCUGUUACAAUUGUGAUGAAAAAUGGAGCUCCACUCACCGCUGCAAGGGACGCAUCCUUUUGUUCAUCGCCGACAACCCAUCCCUUAUACAAGAAGAACCCAUUCCCGAACCUUCCUUGCCUUCAAUUCCGGAACCAACCCCAGCGUCCACCCUAGACUUUGACACACCCUCUGAGUUAAACCUCCCUCACGUGAGCCUCCACGCCUUCUCUGGCCUCCCCUCCUCCGAGACCUUCCGACUUGUCAGAGUCAUCAAUCACUCCUCCCUUACCAUCCUUAUAGAUAGCGGAAGCACCCAUAACUUCCUCCAGCCUCGCAUUGCCCAGUUCCUCCACCUAAAAGCCCAAAACACGAGCCCACUCCAUGUCCUAGUUGGUAAUGGGUCUGUCCUUGAUUGUAACCAAGUCUGUCCCGAUACACCGCUAUCCCUCCAAGGCCACCAUUUCACGGUUACGUUCCAUUUGCUUCCUAUCAGUGGUGCAGAAGCUGUGUUAGGAAUAGAGUGGUUAAGGCAAUUUGGGCCCAUAACCACUGAUUGCACCACGUUUUCCAUGAAGUUCACCCAUAUGGGCCAGCCCAUUGAGUUACACGCUGAUGUUUCCACUGGGCCGAAACCAAUCUCAACCCCUCAAGUGAAACGGUUAUUACAAACCGGAUCCGCCUCAGCUCUCUUUCACUUAAAACUGAUCCACGACCCACAACCCGACCCACAACUUCAUCUUCCUCACCCGAUACCUGCAGUCGAAGCACUCCUAACCCAGUUUCAACACCUAUUCCAACAACCAUCUUCCCUCCCCCCUCCUUGCUCCAUCGUUCACCACAUAAACCUCCUACCCAAUACACCACCAAUCAAUGUAAGACCAUACCGUUACCCGCAAUUCCAGAAAUCAGAAAUCAAAAAGCAGGUGUCGGAGCUCCUCGCAUCUGGUUUGGUUCAACCAAGUAUGAGCCCUUAUUCCUCUCCGGUAUUACUAGUAAAGAAGAAGGACGGAACCUACAGAAUGUGUGUCGACUAUCGUGCCUUAAAUGCAGCAACAGUCCGCGAUCGUUUUCCGAUUUCGACGAUAGACGAGCUUUUGGACGAGUUAGGAAGUGUGGCUUGGUUCUCUAAGCUAGACCUUUGA
Messenger RNA from Glycine soja, 1941 nucleotides. RefSeq lists its product as uncharacterized. The transcript has a single exon. The coding region runs from base 1 to 1941 and encodes 646 amino acids. Lineage: Eukaryota; Viridiplantae; Streptophyta; Magnoliopsida; Fabales; Fabaceae. The record is from RefSeq and is a predicted model, not a curated record.